AUGCACUGUUCUGUUUGUCAAACUGAUUUCAAUACACUCUCUGCCUAUGUCAAACAUCAUCGUGACUCACAUAGUCAUAGUAAAAAUGUCCGUCUUGUUUGUUCAUGUGGUGGUACUUUCAGUACUCUUCGAAGUUUACAAACUCAUUGGCGUCGAUUUCAUAAAAAUAAAGAAGAAAUAAUUAAUGAAGAUACGGAAGUUAAUGAAAAGAGUGAAAAUGAUGAUAAAGAUUUAUCAAGUCGAAGAAAUCAAGAAGAAUCUUCAGAUUUAGGUUUUCGAAUGGAAUCAAGUGAUACAGAUGCUGAAAGUGUUAAUAAUGAAUCAAUGAAUAUUUCUGAUGAAACUGGAAGUUUAAGGGAAGAGGAACAUUUGAAGAUUUUUGAAAAACGUAUCGCGUACGUGCCUUUUCUACUUAGUCCUGAACAAUAUCUACGUCUGCCGAAAGUUCAAGCUGAUUUACACCGUACAAUUACUGAUUAUGAUCCUGAUUGUAUUCAAGAUCUUUGUGAUGGUGAUUUUGCAAGAAAUCACCAGAACUUUCAGAAAUCAACUUAUCUCAAAAUUGAAUUAAAUUCUGAUGAUCUAACAAUUACUAAUUCCAUAUCUCAUCGUGCUCAUUCAAUUUUUUUCUUUUAUUGA
Rotaria sp. Silwood2 is the source of this 639-nucleotide messenger RNA. Lineage: Eukaryota; Metazoa; Rotifera; Eurotatoria; Philodinida; Philodinidae. The record is from the annotation of a GenBank genome assembly.